UUCACCUAGCUUGAUGACAUCUACCGGUAUAAACACGGGCGGUUCAGUAUUCCUCGGUAAUUAGCUGCAGUCGGGACCCAGGGGACCGAUGAACCUAACUCUCCGGUGUCUAAACGAACACUCCCGACACGAACCGAGUCCCCCCGUUACUAACGGUAGUUUUUGAGGAAUAGAAACUGUUUUCGUCAGAGCUGCGUAGACGAGGGACCGGAGGACCGGGCGGUUCUUCUCUCUACAUUGACCCGAGUUAAUGGUCACUUCCCCGCCUGUCGUCCGGUACUGCAGCAGCUCUGACCCGCUCCUUUCUGUGGAUGGUACCGGGAAAAGAAGCAGCAUGGAGUUUCGGUGGAGCCUCCCCCGAUGCUCCCACACGGUGAGGUAACGGGAGCGGGACGGGGUUACCUCACGCUCACACAUCACAGAGCAGCGACCUGUUGCCGGUGACGCAGAGAGGAUGAACGGAGCCGCAGCAACGUUACUCCUGCUGCUGGUCAGCGGCCGCGCUGCCUUCACUGUCUCCCGCUCCCUGAUGGCACCGCAGGACGGACUGGUUCUGCUUCCGGACGGACUGACGGACGGUACCGACGCUCUGACCGCAACCGUGACAGGUGUGGACAGACGGCGGCACCCCCUGCUGGAGAAGAUUCGUCCCUUUGUCGUGGUGGACGGACAGAGACAGAGCCUCGCUGAAGCGCUACAGGACGGACACCCUGACCGGCUGCAGUGUGGACUGGAGGUGGGAGGACGACUCUUCCUGCUGGACCUGGAGAAGAACCACGACCUGCUGCCCAAACCCCCCAACGUCUUCUACUACCUGCCCAACGGCACCGGGGUGUCUGUGAAAGCCCACCCUGUGACUCACUGUUAUUACCACGGCAGCGUCAGAGGGUUCCCUCAGUCCAGAGUGGCUCUGAGCACCUGCUCCGGACUCCGAGGCGUCAUCGCCAUCAACUCCACGCUGAGCUUCGAGCUGCAGCCGCAGGACAACGGCCUCCGUCACCCGCACCUCCACCAGGGGGAGGAGGAGGAGGGGGGAGGAGGGGAGAGCGGAGGAGAUGGCAGUGGUGGAAGCGGAGGAGGAGGAGGAGGUGAUGAAGAGGAAGUCCACCUGCUGUUCUCCACCAGUCCUCUGGAGGGCGACAGAGCUGGAGGUUGCGGGGUUUCCCACACCGCUGUCCCGCCCAUCCACAGCUCCACACACACACACAGGAGGAAGAGAGACAUCCUGUCUGAGACCAAGUACAUCGAGCUGGUGCUGGUGGUCGACCACCAGGAGUUCCUGAAUUACCAGAAGAACAACAAGACCAUCAUGUACCGGAUGCUGGACGUGGCCAACCAGGUGGACUGGUUCUAUCGCCCUCUGAACGUGCGGGUGGCGCUGACCGGUCUGGAGAUCUGGAGCGACCGAGACAAGAUCCGGGUGGAGAAGAGUCCGACGGACACUCUCAACAACUUCCUGGAGUGGAGAACCAGAGAGCUGCUGCCGCGCCUUCGCCAUGACAACGCCCAGCUCGUCAUGGGCGGGUCGUUUGACGGCACAACGGUGGGGAUGGCGUCUCAGUCGUCCAUGUGCUCCAGAGAUAGGUCAGGAGGAGUCAACGUGGAUCACCUGGUCAGCGUUCUGGGCGUGGCCUCCACUGUUGCUCACGAGCUCGGUCACAAUCUGGGGAUGAGCCACGACACCGCCGAACGCCGCUGCGCCUGUCAGAACGAACCGCGGCUCGGAGGAUGCAUCAUGGAGCCGUCAACUGGGUUCAUGCCGGGUCAGCAGUUCAGCAGCUGCAGCGCCGCAGACCUGUCCGUCAGCCUGCUGCACGGAGGCGGGAUGUGUCUGUUCAACGUGCCGCAGCCGGACCACCUGCUGGGGGGGCCGCGCUGUGGGAACCUGUACGUGGAGAAAGGAGAGGAGUGUGACUGCGGCCUGCUGGAGGAGUGUGAUGACCCGUGCUGUAACGCCUCCACCUGUCGGCUGGUUCCUGGAGCUCAGUGUUCAUCUGAUGGAAUCUGCUGCCAGGACUGUAAAUUGCGGGCAGCGGGCUCAGUGUGUCGGGAGCCGCUCGGGGAAUGUGACCUCGCAGAGUUCUGCACCGGCUCCUCCCCCCACUGCCCCCCCAACGUCUUCCUGCAGAAUGGAGAGCCCUGCGAGGACGGCGCCUCCUACUGCUACGGAGGAGUCUGCGCCAGCAUGCACACCCAGUGCCAGAUGCUGUGGGGCCCCAACGCCACCUCUGCUCCAGCUGUUUGUUUCUCAUCAGUCAACAAACAGGGGAACAAAUAUGGAAACUGUGGUCAGCUGACCAACGGCUCCUACAUCCCCUGUGGACACUCGGACGUUUACUGUGGCAGGGUCCAGUGUCAGGGGGGGAGGGAGCGCCCCCUGCUGGGCACCAACGCAGAGAUCCUCACCACCACGGUGCACUUCAACCACAGCGACCUGGUCUGCAGAGGAACCUUCUUCCACCUGGGAGACGAUGUGUCCGACCCCGCCGCCGUGGCCCAGGGCACCGCCUGCGGCCCCGGAAAGGCCUGUUUGAACCGGAGGUGUCAGGACGCGUCGGUGUUCGGCGUGGACGAGUGUCGCGGGAAGUGUAACGGUCACGGGGUGUGUAACAGUAACAAGAACUGUCACUGUGAUGUGGGCUGGGCUCCACCUGACUGCAGGUACUCAGGUCACGGAGGCAGCGUGGACAGUGGACCGGCCCGAUCUGCUCGAGAGUCUGACCCCGUCCGAGUCGCCAUGCUUGUCAUCUUCCUCUUCAUCCUGCCCGUGGUCCUCCUCUUCCUCGCUCUUCGCUUCCCUCGUUUCCGGCGGAGUCUCCUCUGUCUGGGACCGAACAGCCCGUUUCACAAAGCUCGACAACACAACCGAACUCCGGCGAUGGAGCGAGUCGACGGCAGGAACGGCGAGCAGGUCCGACCGCUGAGGUACCACCUGAACCCACCGACUGACAUCCCACUGACCCCGCCCCACAAAGAGGUUCAUGACAGACCUGCUCCUCCCUCUAAGCCACUCCCCCCUGACCCCGCCCUAAAAUCCCAGUCGCAGGUUCCUGUCCCACUCAAACCUCUGGUGCCCAAGAAGCCCCGCCCACUGGCGCCGCCGUCCAACCCCUACCUGCCCCCGCACCCCGGGUACCCCCCCAGCACCAAACCACCCCCGCAUGGAGCCGUCGCACCUGCAGCUGCCCCCAACAGACGACCUCCUGCUCCUCCUGCUCCUCCGUUCCGACCCACAGUCCCUCAGAAAGUCCAGACGUCGCCUCCUCUUUAACCUGGGGGCGGGUCUGGGGGAGGGAGGGCGGGGCGUCAUGCGCUGGAGACUGAGGAUGAAGACGAUGAAGAUGAUGAAGAUGAUGAUGACUUUAUUAUCCACUCAGUCAUCGGAUUUCUCCUUCACCCUCCGUGAACUCAGACGCUGUCGACGUGACAGUGAUGUAUCAGUGCCUUGCUCAGCGGCACCUCGGCAGUGACCGUGCGGACGCUCGGGAAUAAAACCCGUGACCUUUGACCCCUGGUUGAUGAUUUCCACAUUAAUGUGUCUCGGUGUGAUAAAACAGCCGGGGGGGGUCAGUGCCUUGUUGGACGGGGAUCAAACCUGUGAUCACAGCUGUGGUUCAGGGCCCUGCAGGAGCCAGAGGACGAUCCUACACACAACAGACUCUCUGAGGAUCAGGUCUUUAUGGGACUCUGCUGGCUCAAAGUGAACUGUGCGCCGGGUUCUGUCUCUGCUGGAUCAGGUUUUUAUUUUUCUAACCCGCCUUGAGAUGAUCUCUGUCAGACAGCUGAGACUGAACGCCAGCUGUUUAUAACGUUACGCCAAAGACGAGCCGGACGAACAACACGACUGAAACCAGGUGGAUUUAAAGAUGCUGGAAGAUUUUCUCUGCUUCACGUUGAAGGAAUUUAUCCAUUUUACAGACGAUGUGAUUAUGUGAUUAUAUGAUAAUUCUGCUUCAACACAAAACAAAACUUUUUCUCAUAUAAAAACACAAACAGCUUUUUUCUACAGAACGUUUUUUUGUCACUGUUUUUUUGCACACCUGUCGGUCUCAGUGCUGGACUCAGACAGGUGAACCUGAACCUGGUUUUCACGUUAUCACAUGAAGUGCUGCUUAUGUCAGACUGAACUAAUGUCUCAAUGUGGCACCUGAACAAAACAUACCAGUUCAGAAGUUUUUUUAUCCAACUGUGUUUUAUAUUGAAUGAAUCAUUUACCACACAGAGUCACAGGUGUGUCUCUGAACCCUGUCCAAUCAGAUCGGUUCACCACAGGUAGAUCACUGAAGCAAACACAGUGAAGUGAAUGCAGCGCUUUGAUUAUCUUCAUGUUUAUUCUCUUGCGGCUUCGUAAAACAAGCGGCACACUGACAUGGAUAAAUGAAGCGCACCCUGUCACUCAACAACUCUGUCCAAAAACUGAAUCUGAAUGUAAAGGAGCAAACUGACAGAAAAGUGAUGUUAGUAAUAAAAGAGUCUGUGCUGCUACAAACCAGCUGCUGCAGAACUGAAUGAUUUCACCCAACGAUCCUUAAAUCCUCUGAGCGAACACGCCCGAUCAUUCAGACUGAUUGGUUGAUUUAUUGGCUGAUCUAUUGAUCGGUGUUCAUGCUGAUACCGUCCUGCUGUGUUCUGUUUGCUGCUGGAGGAAAAGUCCUCAAUAAAACUAAAGAUAUUUCUACAUGA
Molecule: messenger RNA, 4683 nt
Organism: Seriola aureovittata
Lineage: Eukaryota; Metazoa; Chordata; Actinopteri; Carangiformes; Carangidae
Gene: adam15
Product: ADAM metallopeptidase domain 15
Exons: 23
Coding region: 455-3271 (938 amino acids)
Biological process (GO): innate immune response; proteolysis; integrin-mediated signaling pathway
Molecular function (GO): integrin binding; metalloendopeptidase activity
Source: RefSeq, a predicted model, not a curated record